Messenger RNA from Lactuca saligna, 1742 nucleotides. The record is from the annotation of a GenBank genome assembly. Lineage: Eukaryota; Viridiplantae; Streptophyta; Magnoliopsida; Asterales; Asteraceae.
AUGGCGUCUCGCAUGACAACAUUCACUCGCCUCUUCUCCUCUAAUGGCGUCGUAUCAACGAAUCGCGUAACCACGUUUUUGGGUUUGGGUUCGGGGUACAGCUCGUACUCUUCGGCAGUGGCUUCCCUUGAAUCAGAGGCGGAUUCUCGGUUGUUCGGUUUGAAAGAUUACGAAAAUUACAGAAAAACGCUCCAUGGUGGAAUCACUCAUAAAGCACUGUUGGUGGACGCCGUUGGCACCCUCGUUAUCCCUUCUCAGCCCAUGGCUCAGAUUUAUAGGCAGAUUGGGGAGAAAUACGGAGUGGAAUUUAGUGAAGAUGAGAUUCUGAAGAGAUACAGGAGAGCAUAUGAGCAACCAUGGGGCAGAUCUCGACUCAGAUACGUAGAUGAUGGAAGACCUUUCUGGCAACAUAUAGUUAGUUCAUCAACAGGCUGUUCUAACUCUCAAUACUUCGAGGAGCUUUAUAAUUAUUACACCACUGAAAAGGCAUGGCAUCUCUGUGAUCCAAAUGCUGAGAAGGUGUUCAAAGCUCUGAAAAAAGCCGGUGUAAAAUUGGCAAUUGUUUCAAACUUUGACACACGUUUAAGACCUCUUCUACGUGCCCUAAAAUGUGAUCACUGGUUCGAUGCCUUGGCUGUUUCAGCUGAAGUUGCAGCAGAGAAACCAAAUCCUAUGAUAUUUCUAAAAGCAUGUGAGUUAUUAGGGGUAGAACCGGAAGAUGCUGUCCACGUAGGCGAUGACCGUAGAAACGAUAUAUGGGGUGCCCGAGAUGCGGGCUGUGAUGCUUGGCUUUGGGGAAGCGAUGUCCAUUCCUUUAAGGAGAUUGCUGAAAGGAUAGGUGUUGAAGUCUAAAUGAAACCGAAGCUUUUUGGUUUUGAAGAAAUAACGUGGCUGUUGUAAAAUAGGGUUUUUGGUAUCGAAAUAUAAUGAUGUAUCAUAUUGUUCUAUGGGUAUGGUAUAAUUAGUCUAUUGUGUUAUACCAUAUUUUUAAGUCUGUAAGAACAUGAUGCAACUGUUGUAUUCGAUCCUUUUAUUUUAAUAUAUAUUUUCUGUAGUUUUUGAUAUGAGCAUGAGGGAAGUACUACUUGGCAUUGUGUAUGAAACUAAUGAGAUUUAUAAUAAAUACUAUUUUCUAUAAUUUGGUAAAGCAAAUGAAACAUUGACUAAAUUACAUAAAUCGUCCAUGUAGGUUGGGGUAAAUUGCACUACUUGGCGUGACCCUUUUGACCUGUGUUAAUUUGGUCUUGGAGCUGACUUGCAUUAGAUCACAAUUUGAUCCCCUUUGGUAUUAUAAAUUCCAAUCACACCAAAAUGAUGACACUAAAUUAAGUUGACAACAAUCAUGGUGUGCCAUGGUUGGUGUCAAUGUCAAUAGACACACCAUAUUGUACAACAUGUGCAAGUGUAGUAGCGUCUUGGCUCAAAGAACGUGGCAAAUUAUUCCUUGCAAAGUCAUUUAUUUCUACACCAAAAUUUCACAUGUACAUAAUUGUUUCCGAAGAAAAAUACCGAAUUGUUCAAUGAAAUGUAUUGUACAACACACAAGUAUACUUACAUGGCAACACAUUGUACACUAUAGAAACUAAAGAAGCUACUUCUACAUGGUACUCCUGCCUGCCUUGGGUAAGUAGGUAAUAUGAUUUAGAGAAAUAGACAAGACGUAUAUCUGUACAAAGAUUCUUAAUUUUUCCUUUCUAUUGAUCAUCUUCCUUGAAAAUCGUGAGUAUAAAAUCAUGAAAACG